Molecule: messenger RNA, 1335 nt
Organism: Diorhabda sublineata
Lineage: Eukaryota; Metazoa; Arthropoda; Insecta; Coleoptera; Chrysomelidae
Exons: 1
Coding region: 1-1335 (444 amino acids)
Source: RefSeq, a predicted model, not a curated record
AUGAACAGCUUCUUUCAAAAGAAAUUGCAUAGACGAUGGACUUGGGUAAGUCCAAAUGGAAGAACAAAAAAUGAAAUAGACUUUUUUAUCACGACGCGGAAAAGAUUUGUAACAGAUGUUACAGUUCUAAAUAAAUUCGGUAUAGGGAGUGAUCAUAGAGCUGUAAGAAUAACUGUAAGAAUAAACGCCAGAAAUGAACGACAAAAAAUGAUAAGAAAGAAACAACAAAUAAAGUGGGAGACCCCAGAAGAUAUUGAUGCAUAUAAUACUUUCUUAACUAAAUCCCUGAACACGAACCAGUCACUAGACAUAAACAUAUUAAAUGAAGAAAUCACUGGAACAAUAUUAAAAGCACAACAAAAAUACUGUAAAAGAGAUGGAGAUAAAGAAGAAAAAAUAAGCAAAAAUACAAAAGAUCUAAUUAGACAAAGAAAACUUCUAGUAGAACAACAAAAGGAAGAUACAAGCGAAAUAAGAACACUAAAUAAGACUAUUUCAAAAGAAAUACGGAAAGAUUUAAGGAAAUAUAACACAGAAAAAACCAGACAAGUAAUCGAAGAAAAUAAAAGUAUGAAGGUGCUUAGAAGGAGACUGGCUGAUGGGAAAAAGAAAAUCGUCAAACUCAAGGAUAACAACAAAAAAGAAACAAACAAUAGGAGAGAAUUGGUAAAAAUUGUAGAAGAAUUCUACAAGGAACUAUAUAGGAGCAGAAGAGAAGAAUUAAAUAUCACAGAAAAUAAAAUGAAAGUCGUAAACCAAGGUUCAGAACUUGUACCCGAAAUAACAAUUGAAGAGUCAAAAAAUGCCCCAACGGAAAUGAAAAACAAGAAAGCGGCAGGAGAAGACCAAAUUGUGAUAGAAGCUGUCAAAGUUGGGGGUGAGAAACUUUUAAAAGAAAUAAUCUCCCUCUUCAAUCUAUGUCUACAAAAGGGGGAAAUCCCGGAAAAGUGGAGAAAUGCGACGAUAAUUCUCAUCCACAAAAAAGGGGAUAUAACGAACUUUGAAAACUAUAGACCUAUAAGCUUGCUUUCUCACCUUUAUAAAUGGUUCACUAAGAUCGUAACGAAACGCUUGGAACGAAAGUUAGACUUUUAUCAGUCCAGAGAACAGGCGGGGUUCAGAAUAGGGUAUGGAACAAACGACCAUUUGCAAACGAUUAAGAUACUGAUAGAAAAAUCCAUAGAAUAUAAUAGGCCCCUCGUAAUGAUAUUUGUCGAUUUCAGAAAGGCGUUUGACACAGUUGAACUUCCAGCAAUUUUAUCAGCCCUGCAACAAUGUAGGAUAUACUACAGAUACGCAAACUCAUUAAACACAUUUAUGAAAACGCAACUCUAA